Molecule: messenger RNA, 435 nt
Organism: Echinostoma caproni
Lineage: Eukaryota; Metazoa; Platyhelminthes; Trematoda; Plagiorchiida; Echinostomatidae
Source: the annotation of a GenBank genome assembly
AUGCGUUACCUGAACCUAUCUUGGAUACUGAUGAUGCGACUGAUCUCUGAUCAGAUUGCCUCACGAUUCACCACCGAGGAGGAGACCAUGGACAUUUGUGAAACGCCCGUGAAACCGAUGCCCGUGCGAAGAAAACCGACUAGUACCAGGCACAAAAUCAGUAGAAACACGUGCCACCCAUGGUCCAUUGAUGCAACAGAAGCCUUCCGACCGGCACAGACCCGAUCCUUUCUUCAAUCCACCUCAAACCGUCAUGAAAACCUCAGUGUUCACUCGCCCGACCCGUGCAGUCCGUUGACACCAUUCACAGCACCCUUAGCUACAGAAGACGGUGGUUUCACAUAUCCAGACGCAUUUCAGGCCGUGGAUGAUGCAAAGUUGCGAGAAGAUCUGCUAGCAUUCAACAGAGACAAACGUGAGUCUGUUGAGCGUUGA